Molecule: messenger RNA, 1008 nt
Organism: Trematosphaeria pertusa
Lineage: Eukaryota; Fungi; Ascomycota; Dothideomycetes; Pleosporales; Trematosphaeriaceae
Exons: 1
Coding region: 1-1008 (335 amino acids)
Biological process (GO): secondary metabolic process
Source: RefSeq, a predicted model, not a curated record
AUGGUCGACCUUACCGCCGUCAAAGCCUCGAACGGCCGCCUUCCCACCCGCCUAACCGCCGUCUUCGUCGGUGGCACCUCCGGAAUCGGCGAAUACACCCUCCUCGCCUUCGCCAACCGCUGCCCCUAUCCCACCGCGUACUUUGUCGGGCGCUCGCAAGCAGCCGCAGAUCGCAUCCUGGCGAACCUCAACAGAAUCAAUCCCAAAGGCACCUACCAUUUCAUCAAAUCCGACGUCGCAUUCGUCAAGAACGUCGACGCGGUAUGCGAAGAGAUCAAGAGCAAGGAGGGAUACAUGAACAUCCUGUGCCUCAGCCAAGGAACCAUGAUCCAGGGAAUCGAAACCGAAGAGGGCCUUAACGCCGCCGCGAGCCUGAUUCUGCACUCGCGGACGCGAUUUGCCCUGAAUCUCCUCCCACUGCUGCAAGCGGCGCCUAUCCUGCGGCGCGUCCUAUCCAUUUCGUUCGGUACAAAAGAAGGCCCAAUGCCGAUCAACGACCUACAAAUGCGCAAUGUGCCAGCAGGCCAGCUCCUCAAGUUCCGAGGACAGGCGGCAUCUGGUGUCACGUUGUCGCUUGAACAAGUAGCGAAGCGGGCGCCGGGCGUCUCGUUCAUCCACGACUUUCCGGGACCGGUGCGGAGCAAUAUUGCAAGAGGCGGAGGAAUUGCUAACUUCGUUAUGAGGGCCCUAUUUAAGGUGAUUGGACCUUUUGUGUAUAUUCCGAACGAUGAGAGCGGGGAGCGGCAUUUAUUCCUUGCGACGAGUGCGGUUUUCCCGGCCAAGGAUGGCGGCGCGAACGGGGUUCUGAUUGACGGUGGAUUAACGACUGCGAGCGGGACGAACGGAGAGAUCGGGAGUGGCGUGUACGUUGCCGAUGAGAAGUGUGAGAGCACGUUUCCGAAUGUCGUCAAGUUGCUCACGGGGCUGAGAGAGGAAAGGAAAGAUGAAUGGGUGUGGAAGGAGAUUCGGGGGGACUAUUUGCGUAUCACUGGGAAGGAAAGCGUAUGA